Molecule: messenger RNA, 2349 nt
Organism: Aaosphaeria arxii CBS 175.79
Lineage: Eukaryota; Fungi; Ascomycota; Dothideomycetes; Pleosporales
Product: RabGAP/TBC
Exons: 5
Coding region: 1-2349 (782 amino acids)
Biological process (GO): activation of GTPase activity
Molecular function (GO): GTPase activator activity
Source: RefSeq, a predicted model, not a curated record
AUGCCCGGGUAUAACACAUGGGUUUCAAGCCCUUCCUGGUACGGUAUGAAUUGGAAGAGCAUUGACCCAUCGAAUGAUCCAAAUAAUAAAAUGGGCCUGCCGACGAAUAGAAUGGGUCUCAAUUCAGACUCGAAGCGUACUGUGCAGAAGUUCUGGCGGCAGCUCGAUGAUUUCCAUUCCUUGACUGACCUCAAGAUAGCGGUCUCGUCGCACAAGGAACCUCAGAUAACGGCGGGGCUGCGCUCUGUGUGCUGGAAGAUCUUCUUGCUAUUCAAGUCCCUAGAUCGUUCGACAUGGCCAACACAGCUCACCGAGACGCGGUCUACGUACAACUCUCUUCGAUCCCACUACCUCCGUGCUAUACAACACCCAGAUGAGUUUGAAUCUUCCGUAGAUCCGCUGAGCGAGAAUGAAGAGUCCCCCUGGGUCGCGCUUCGAGCCGACGAAAACCUACGCGCGGAGAUCUUCCAAGACAUCGAGCGAUGCAUGCCGGACAAUGUGUACUUUCGGCAACCUGCUACGCAGAACAUGAUGCUGGAUGUCCUGUUCGUCUUUUGCAAGAUGAACGAGAACAUUGGCUAUCGACAGGGCAUGCACGAGAUCCUGGCGCCCAUCCUGUGGGUCGUCGAGAGGGAUGCCGUCGACCGCACUGGCCCCGAGAACAGGAGCUCGAAUCGUGCAUACGCGGAGAUUCUUGACUCGAAGUACAUUGAGCAUGACACGUACACCCUGUUCACACUGGUAAUGAGGACUGCCAAAGAGUUUUACGCACCUGCGGAGAGUGGCGCCGCGAGUAAGGACACGCCCAUGCUGAUUCGAAGUUCGCGGAUCUUCGAUCGGUAUCUCCCGAAGGCGGAUCCUGCUCUAUCAGAGCAUCUAAUCAAACUCGAAAUUGUACCUCAAAUCUUUCUUUUACGAUGGAUUCGUCUUCUGUUCGGUCGAGAGUUCCCUCUAGACUCUGUCUUGAAAAUGUGGGACGCGCUGUUCGCUAUAGAUUCGACACUCGAACUUGUAGACAUGAUAUCUGUCGCCAUGCUCUUACGCAUUCGGUGGAAGCUUAUCGCCUCUGACACCAACGAGGUUUUUACUCUUUUGUUAAGAUACCCAGAGCCCGAUGCACCUGCAUACACAUUCAUCAAAGAUGCCCUAUAUCUUCGCGAUCACUUGACUCCGGAAGGAGGGGCGGAGAUCAUCACACGCUACGGCCAGAAGGCGCCGCCGAUUGAGAAGAAAGCACCAGAGGAAAGGAUACCCUCGCCACCCCCUUCAUUUGCGUCCAGCCGGACGAGACCAGCCAUUGGAUCGCCACGUUCCUUCAUGGCACAGCAAUCUGGAGGCAUCGAGUCACUACUUCAGAAUGCUGCAAAGGGGGUCUUGGAUCGAGGUUCUCAGUGGGGUGUGGGAAAAGCCAUUCGGGAUGCAGUGGGCGAGGUCAAGAAGAAUGUAGAGGCCAUACAAUCGGGACCAGCGUCCGGCCAAACGACUCCUCGAUCGGGUGGUCGCGAGUUCAGGAGACCAGCCCCGAUUGGAACCGCGCAAGAUACAAGGGCACAGCUGGGCGUGGCAACGAAGAGAAUCGAGGCACUUGAAAAGAGGAACAAGAACCUUGCUGAGAUGCUCGAGGGCGCUGUUGGGUCGCUAUGGGAAUACCACAAAAAUCAAAGCGACACGCCGAAAGAGGACAAGAAGGACAUGAAAGAGCAGAUGGAAUCGCUCAGCCUUGCCAUUGCAAAGGUACAAUUCGUCCAGGUCUAUCUCGAGGACUCUUCCAUCCCGCUCCCAACCGAAGACCCAGCAUCAGGCACAGUGUCCCCGAAGCCAACAACUACAGCCCCGAUACCAGAGAGAACGAGUAGUGCCCCGCCUGCAAGUAGCCCGACACGAUCGAGGCAGUCGAAAGCAAAAGCGACGGCGGCGCCUGCCCCAGCAACUCCCAGAGUCUCGAGUCCCGUUCAGCAAGAGCAGCCGAUGUCGCCACCGGCUCAACCCCCAACAGCGGCGUCAGCGGCGUCACUCUCCCCACGCUCGCGCCCACUCUUGACAUCCUCCAAUUUCUCAUGGAUGCUGGGCGGGGGUGGUGACGUAGAGCCCGCACGCUCGACGUUCGCCAAGGCAUCGGAACAUACGGCAUUCCCGUCUGACGAGAAGCGACGCAUGAGGGGCAACAUGGGCAAGGGAUAUCUCUUCGGCGACGAAGAAGAAGACGACACAGCUGCGCCCAAGGGGCAAGGGAAGAGAGGGAGCGUGUCCGGGAAGGGCGCGAAGAAAGGCAAAGAGCCUGCGGAAAUGGAAGUCGAAGAAGAGAUCAUAGACCUCGAGGAUGUUGGGAAGAGUCGGGCUGUCAGUUGA